Messenger RNA from Lasiodiplodia theobromae, 873 nucleotides. RefSeq lists its product as uncharacterized. The transcript is spliced from 4 exons. Bases 1 to 873 code for a protein of 290 amino acids. The record is from RefSeq and is a predicted model, not a curated record. Gene Ontology annotation, molecular function: oxidoreductase activity, acting on paired donors, with incorporation or reduction of molecular oxygen; iron ion binding; monooxygenase activity. NCBI's taxonomy places the organism in Eukaryota, Fungi, Ascomycota, Dothideomycetes, Botryosphaeriales, Botryosphaeriaceae.
AUGGCAGGCGACACACCGAGCAUGGCCCACACCACGGAUCGCGCUGACCAUGUCCGGAUGAGAAAGUACUUGGCGGCAAUUUUCUCGGUCAAUAACGUGAGUACGUUUGAGCCCCACAUCCAGCAGGUCACAUGCACGCUGGUUGAAUGCAUUGCCAAGAAGGCACGAGGCGAGAAGGUUGCAGAAUCCGAUCGGUUGGGGAUCCGGGAGGACGGAAGCUUCGAUGUUCGUCCUUGGUUGAACAUAUUCACGUACGACGCGCUGCGCCGUUUGACCUGCAAGUACAAGGCAACCCAAGCCGCCGAGGACUUCGAUAACAUGGCGAGAUACAAAACCAACAAACGCCUCAAGUCAACCCCCGCAGAGCCAGACAUCUUCUCCCACCUCCCCGUGGAAGCCGACCACAAGGGCCGACCGCCCAUGCCGAUGUGGGAAAUCGUCGCCGAAUCCACCGUCAUGCUGAACGCCGUGCCGGCCGCCGAACAGCCCGUCGCCUCGUACAGCACCACACUGGCGCACAUCCCGUACCUACGCGCCGUGCUCGACGAAACCUUCCGCGUGCUGACGCCGCAGCACUUCGGCCUGCCGCGGCGGACCACCAGCCACUCCGUUAUCGCCGGCCGCGCCGUCGCGCCGGGCGUAACCGUCUCGUCGCCGCUGAGCGAGCUGCACGGCAAUCCGGGGCUGUUUUCUAGGGCGGAGUGGGUGUUGGAGUGGUGGAUGGUGGACGAGUCGAUGUGGGGCGAGGCGCAGAGGGGGGCAUUUGAGGGAGUACGUUAUGCCGUUUACGACGGGGGCGAGGGCGUGUAUAGGGCGGAAUUUGGCGUAUGUGGAGGUCAGCAUCGCGCUGGCGGCGCUGGUGAUGGCGUUUGA